This is a messenger RNA of Suillus discolor, 159 nucleotides long. RefSeq lists its product as uncharacterized. Gene Ontology annotation, molecular function: structural constituent of ribosome. Gene Ontology annotation, biological process: translation. The transcript has 2 exons. Gene Ontology annotation, cellular component: ribosome; mitochondrion. Lineage: Eukaryota; Fungi; Basidiomycota; Agaricomycetes; Boletales; Suillaceae. The record is from RefSeq and is a predicted model, not a curated record. The annotation marks the transcript as partial.
GCCAGAACGAUCAUCGUCCGCUUGAUUUCCACUGCGCAAACAGGUUUCUUCUAUACCACGCAGCGCCCAAGGCAGGGUCCGAAGCUCGCUGCCGUCAAAUAUGAUCCUAAAGUCAAAGCUCGCGUACUCUUCGUCGAGAGCAAGAAAACGAAGAAGUAG